This is a messenger RNA of Rotaria sp. Silwood2, 687 nucleotides long. NCBI's taxonomy places the organism in Eukaryota, Metazoa, Rotifera, Eurotatoria, Philodinida, Philodinidae. The record is from the annotation of a GenBank genome assembly.
AUGCAGUUCUUUCAUCAUCAAUUUAAUAAUAAUUCAAUUAUAUCCAAUAAUGGUAUCAACAAUAAUAUUCAUAUAUCUCGUCAAUUAUCUAUCAUAGAUGAUGGUCCAUUACGUAUUCAUGUUGGAAAUAUUCCAUUUAGUUGGUCUGAUAAACAUCUACGAGAACAAUUUGAUAUUUUUGGUCCAGUUGAUGAUGUUGAGGUAGUUUCAAAUGCACAAGGAUCAAAAGGCUUUGGAUUUCUUACAUUUCUUCGGCGACGUGAUGGUGAACGUGCUAUGCAAGUUAAAAAUGGCACAAUUGCUGACGGACGGAAAAUAACAGUCUCAUUGGCCGUCGCUAAGAAUCAUGCAACAUCAUCGUUAUUAUCAACACCACCACAAACACCUGCUCGAACAGCCUUUCGAUCUCUUUCAACGAAUCGUCCAAUGCCAUUAUUGGUAACCUCAUCAUCUUUGUCGCCUGAUGCACCGAUGUGGAUGCCAUUAACACCACCUUCAUCGACUACUUGGCGUUUAUCUCCUGAUCCACAAUCCAAUGGAUGGAUAAAUGCAUCUCCAACUUCAUCAUCUAGUCCAUUGUCAAUGCUCUUUCCACCAUUAGUUUCAUCACCACGUGUUGAAUGGUCAACGGAAAAUGAAAAUGUAAACAAUAAUUGGCAAUCAGUAACUACUGAACCAGUGAUGUAA